Molecule: messenger RNA, 1303 nt
Organism: Xenia sp. Carnegie-2017
Lineage: Eukaryota; Metazoa; Cnidaria; Anthozoa; Malacalcyonacea; Xeniidae
Product: pleckstrin homology domain-containing family F member 2-like
Exons: 8
Coding region: 232-1119 (295 amino acids)
Molecular function (GO): metal ion binding; phosphatidylinositol binding
Source: RefSeq, a predicted model, not a curated record
AUUGCACAGUUUGAACUGUCACUGGCAUGGUCAUUGCAUUACUCCAUUGUUUCUUUUACAAAUAAUAUUUCCGGGAGGAAAUCAUCAAGGUUGCUGCGACUGAACUGUGACAGACUACGAACGAGAAAGUUUCGAUUUGGUCGUUGUAGUACAAUUACUCAUUUUUUAUACUUUUGGCCCUACUCUUGGCGUUGUAGAAGCUUCUAUAUUUGGUUGGAAUUUUUCAAAAUCAUGGUUGAUCGUUUAGUGAAUAGCGAGGCGAACGCUCGUAGAAUAAACAACGUCGAGAAAUGUUUUGGUGCAUCAGGUCAACCUUUAGCCAUACAUGGACGUGUUCUUGUUGGUGAAGGAGUCUUAACAAAGUUAUGUCGAAAAAAACCAAAACCAAGACAAUUUUUCCUUUUCAACGAUAUUCUUGUUUAUGGUAAUAUUGUUAUUAACAAAAAGAAAUACAAUAAGCAACAUACCCUGCCAUUAGAAGGUGUUCAAUUGCUUGCAAUUGAAGAUGAUGAAGUUUUGAAACAUGGUUGGCAAAUCAUUUCUCAAAAGAAAUCAUUUGCUGUUUAUGCAGCCACUGCAACUGAAAAAGCCGAAUGGAUGGCUCACAUCAAUAAAUGCAUCACAGAUCUUCUUUCAAAAACUGGAAAACAACCCUCCACGGAGCAUGCAGCAGUUUGGAUCCCAGAUAAUGAAGCCUCAUUAUGCAUGCUUUGUAGAAAAACUAAAUUUACCACUCUGAAUCGCCGACAUCAUUGUCGAAAAUGUGGUGGUGUUGUUUGUGGUGAUUGUUCUACAAAGAGAUUCUUAUUACCUCAACAGUCAUCAAAACCUUUGCGAGUGUGUGACAAAUGUUAUAGUGAAUUAACCAAUGAAGUAAAUAGUAGGGACAUUGUAAAGUCAUCAAAUAAAGAAAAGAGACCCACAAGACCUCCACCACCUAAAGCAACAGCUAAUAAAAAAGAACAACACAGGGUUGACAGUGGAUCAUCAGGUGAAGAAAGUGAUGAUGAUGGAGAUCAAACUGAUGAUCUUGAAGUAGAAACACAGCCAACAUUUUACAAAGAAAAUGGCCAACAAGAUAUAAAUGGUAAGAUGGACGAAGAAGAAGUCUCAAUAUAAAUGGUAGCAUGGACCUUUUGGACAAAUCAAAUGGAGAAGAUUGAGAGAAAUGAAUUUAUAUAAUUGACAUUGCUAGAAAUACAAACAAAUGCCUACUUUAUUUUUGGAUGCUAUUCUCUAUGUUUUUAUACUUUGUACAGCAAAUUUAUCAAGCUUAAAUUAAUGACAUUUAUAGACCAAGCAA